Cinclus cinclus is the source of this 531-nucleotide messenger RNA. RefSeq names its product epidermal differentiation-specific protein-like. The transcript has a single exon. Gene Ontology annotation, biological process: lens development in camera-type eye; visual perception. Gene Ontology annotation, molecular function: structural constituent of eye lens. The record is from RefSeq and is a predicted model, not a curated record. The coding region runs from base 1 to 531 and encodes 176 amino acids. Lineage: Eukaryota; Metazoa; Chordata; Aves; Passeriformes; Cinclidae.
AUGGGAAGAAUCAUCCUUUAUGAGCGUGCCAACUUCCAGGGUUUGUCCAAAGAAUUCUCCUCUGAUAUUACCAAUCUAAGAGAUGCAGAUUGGAAUGAUCUUGCCUCCUCGGCAAAAGUAAUUGGCCAGCCUUGGGUGCUUUACGAGCAUUCAAACUUUGGAGGCCGAUUUCUGGUACUCGAGGAGGGAGACCAUAGCUUUUUUGAUUCAAAGAUGAAUAACAAGGUCAGUUCUAUGCAGAUGAUCACUGAAGAUCUGAGCAACCCUGAGAUCACUCUCUACGAGCAUACCAACUAUCAAGGGAAAAGCAGGGUAGUAAAAGAAGCAACCAACCUGGCUGCAGGACACGACAAUGACAUGAUGUCUUCUCACAAAGUGCAGAGAGGUGUCUGGCUGCUGUGUGAACACAGCGAUGGAAGUGGAAUUCAAUACCUUGCUCGAGAACAUGAAAACCUUCCAAAUUACAAGGCAAUCAAUUUCAAUGACAAGCUUUCCUUCCUGCGUCCCCUUCGUGCUGGCCGUUCUUAUUAG